Molecule: messenger RNA, 1375 nt
Organism: Osmerus eperlanus (European smelt)
Lineage: Eukaryota; Metazoa; Chordata; Actinopteri; Osmeriformes; Osmeridae
Product: tumor necrosis factor ligand superfamily member 11-like
Exons: 5
Coding region: 255-1091 (278 amino acids)
Biological process (GO): immune response
Cellular component (GO): membrane
Molecular function (GO): tumor necrosis factor receptor binding
Source: RefSeq, a predicted model, not a curated record
UAAGUUGUGGGGAGUCGUUUGGACGGAUGUAACUAACCAUCUAACUAACUAACUAACUACAUACAUUUCUCAUAGUCUGUAGCUAUAGUGUUGACUACAGUGGGCCAGCCUACGGCGCCACCGGGGAUUACAUAUUCCAGCGUGAUCUUGGCUACACCCAGAACUGCUCUAGCUCAGAAGGAAACAGCCCUAUUACCGAUAAACACACGUCUUUCUUGACGGCUUCGUCUAACCCGCCGGACGCAACUGGCAAGAUGCGGGUGGCCCUGACCGUUUCCGUUUUGCUUGUGUUACAGCUGCAGUGCCAGGCUCUAGAGGAGGUUGAGUGUCUGAGGCUUCUGGGAGCACUGCAGAACCAGCACCAUGCCCAGUACCAGAACCAGCACCGUGUCCAUAACCAGACCCAGAACCAGACCCAGACCCUGCACCUGCACAAGGCCAAGGAGCAACCUGAGGUGCUGACCCAGCAGGGAGUGUCCUGCUUCAGCCUGGCCCAGAGCCUAAGAACCUACAUCUCCAAGGUGACGGAAAGGAUCGUCUCUGAGCACAUCCUUUCAGAGUCUCUCCCCGCCAGAGGGACCAAACGCAACCUGCAGCCCUCCGCCCACCUCACUCUCCGAGACAGCGGGCUACAGGGGCCGGUCUCAUCCUCCCCCCAGAGAGACCUCCACCAGUCCUGCCGCUACCCGGUCCUGUCCUGGUCCAAUCACAGCAUGGUGUCUCACCUGUACAACAUGAGCGUGUCCGGGGGCCGUCUCCGCGUGGCGCGCUCGGGUCGUUACCACGUCUAUGCCCAGCUGACCCUGCACUACGCCUCCCUGGGCCACCAGGGGGCGCCGGAGCACAGCCACCAGCUGGUGCUGUGCGUAAGUAGGAAGACGUCGUACGCGAAGCCCAUCCUUCUGCUGAAGGGCGUGGCCACGCGCCGCUGGGCCCCCGAUCCUGAGCCUGCCGUCCACUCCCUCCACCAGGGGGCGCUGUUCUCCCUGCGCGCCGGAGACCAGCUGCUCGUCUCCGUGUCGUCACCCGCCGUGCUGCACCACCCUGAGGACGCUGCCAGCUACUUUGGGGCAUCCCGCUAUGACCCCUGACCCCAUAGAGGAGCUUUGUUACUGUGCCCCAGUGAUAAGGAACAACAAUCAUGGAGGCAAUUUGUCACUUAACCAACAAACAUGUUUUUUAUCUGGGACUUUUAGUUACAUUUUGUAUGUUUUGUAUCUGGGACUUGUAGUUCAGUUUUGUAUGUUUUGUAUCAGCCGAGUUUUAACUGAAUCACAAAGGUGCUUGAUUGGUUAUUCAUUUGGUGGCUUGUCACAGCUUCUGAGCUGGAAGUAUGACGUAUGGUUGGACUGAAUAAAAUAUAUUGGUAUGUGAA